GUAUCGCAUUGCUUGAUCAGAAGAACAUUUUUGGGGUAUCCCCUAACUAAAGCAUGUUCUGGUCUGGUCCAGCAGACUAAAGAGGUUUGUUUGAGGUUCCGCAGACCACAAAGUUCUACAACAGCUGCUGAUGCAUCUGGAGAGGACAUCUUACUCAAGUGGGGCCUUUUCCUGGUUCCUGUGACCACGUUCUGUCUUGGCACUUGGCAGGUUCAGCGACGAAAAUGGAAAUUAGAUUUGAUUGCACAACUGGCAUCAAGAAUUACAUCAGAACCCGUCCCUCUGACAUUAGACCCCAUGGAAUUGAAGGAACUGGAGUACAGACCUGUAAAGGUCCGAGGGCGUUUUGACCACUCCAAGGAGCUCUAUAUUUUGCCACGGUCACUUGUGGACCCUGAGCGAGAAGCCAGAGAAGCUGGACGGCUGACCUCCCACCCAGAAAAUGGAGCAAAUGUCAUUACUCCUUUCUACUGCACAGAACUAGGGGUCACAAUUUUAGUCAACCGAGGAUUUGUGCCCAAAAAGAAAUUGAAACCGGAGACCAGGCUGAAGGGACAGAUUGAAGAUGAAAUUGAUCUCACUGGGGUGGUGAGGUUAACAGAAACCCGGAAACCUUUUGUACCUGAAAACAACAUUGAGAAAAACCGCUGGCACUACCGUGACCUGGAGGCUAUGGCGAAGGUGACAGGCGCUGAGCCCAUCUUCAUCGAUGCCGACUUCAGAAGCACAGUCCCAGGGGGGCCCAUCGGAGGCCAGACAAGAGUGAGCCUGAGAAAUGAGCACAUGCAGUACAUCAUCACCUGGUAUGGCUUAUGUGCUGCAACUUCAUUCUUGUGGUACCGAAAAUUUAUACUGAAGAUACCUCUGUGAGAGGAAGGGCUGACGACUUCUCCUCUGUACUACAGUCAAGA
Messenger RNA from Antrostomus carolinensis (chuck-will's-widow), 911 nucleotides. It is a transcript of the gene SURF1, whose product is annotated as SURF1 cytochrome c oxidase assembly factor. Gene Ontology annotation, cellular component: mitochondrion; membrane. NCBI's taxonomy places the organism in Eukaryota, Metazoa, Chordata, Aves, Caprimulgiformes, Caprimulgidae. The annotation marks the transcript as partial. Gene Ontology annotation, biological process: mitochondrial respiratory chain complex IV assembly. The transcript is spliced from 8 exons. The record is from RefSeq and is a predicted model, not a curated record.